Xenia sp. Carnegie-2017 is the source of this 1535-nucleotide messenger RNA. RefSeq lists its product as uncharacterized. Gene Ontology annotation, molecular function: peptide-O-fucosyltransferase activity. The record is from RefSeq and is a predicted model, not a curated record. The transcript has a single exon. Gene Ontology annotation, biological process: protein O-linked glycosylation via fucose. NCBI's taxonomy places the organism in Eukaryota, Metazoa, Cnidaria, Anthozoa, Malacalcyonacea, Xeniidae. The coding region runs from base 22 to 1329 and encodes 435 amino acids.
ACCCAAUAUAAAGGUACUAGAAUGUCGCAAACUGUACGAAUAUUUUCAAAAUCAAGACUAAAGAAAGAUAAGUUUAUAACGAUAGCAUUCCAUAUUUUGUUGUGUUCUACCUUUGUAAUUUUCAUGUCGACACAAUGGCAGUUUUUAAUUCCAUUUUUCCACACUUUCACCACGAAUGAAGUCGAAAAUCAAGAAAGAUUAUGCGUGCGAUAUCUCUCCUAUCAACCUCCAGUAGGUGGAUGGAAUAAUCAAAGAAUUGCGUUUGAAAAUGCAUUGAUUAUGGCUUUGUUGUUAAAACGAACUCUUCUGGUUCAACCUCUAGCUGCUCAUGGCCGUCAAAUUGAGUUAAAAUCCAACCAUUCUACUAGUUAUGAUUUGUAUAAUAUGUUGUCAAUUGAAGACCUAGUUCCCCUCUCAAAACUGAUCGAUUUGAAAACACUUUCGUCUUUCCUACCAGUUGAAGAAGUAAACACAACUCACUUAGAGUUUUUUCAUAAAUAUCGAAACUUCUCGUGGUAUAAAGUUUGUCAUAAUGGCCUUCGAGAAAUUUGGGUUGAUGAAAUGCACCCGACAUUAAAUAUUGCUACACUUGUAAAGCGCAAACGCAAACAGAAUAUUCCUAAGUAUCGUCAGAUUUGUCCAGAAAAGAAAAAGUCGAGCUACUGGAUAUUUUUGAAUGAAUUACAAUAUCGCAACGAGGAUAUCAUUUAUUUUGAAAAUGGUUCGUUGUUCUCUCGUCGCGUAUAUUUCACCAAUGCAAGAAGAGCCUUAAAAGUGGAAAAGGCUAUGCUGGACUGGAUAAGACCCUCUCCUGAAGUGUUACAUAAUGUUCGAAGGGUUUUAGUUGAGAUUGGUCGACCUUUUAACGCGAUUCAUGUGCGAAGAACAGAUCAUAAAAGUAGUCGAAUGUUUAGCGUUAAUCACUGGCUCUCCCAACUGGCUAGGAAAAAGGCCUUAAAGCGCACUAAAAUGUUAUACAUAGCUACAGAUGAGACCAAUUAUACAUGGUUCUUUCCUUUAAAAAAAGCUGGCUACCAGCUGUUGUUUGCCAAAGACUUUGCUAUUUUCCGUGAAAUUAUGAAGACGAAUAAAAUAACUGGCCAGGAUAUACUUGGUUAUCACGAGCAAAUCGUUUGCUCGCGUGCUUUAGUGUUUAUUGGUUCCUCGUAUUCCACAUUCUCUUCAUUUAUCAAGCGAACGAGAGCAGCGAGAUACUGGGACUGGCAUCGUUUCCAAAAUUUAAAAUUUUUGUCAGCCAAGUUGUUGAAUAUUCAUAAAACAAAUAGUGUUAAAAAGAAGCUAUUUCAUGCAAUACUUAAUUUCAGUUAAUAUAAUCGUAAAUGCUAAAUAAAUGAAGUCCACACACUUGGAUUUAUAUAUCAUAUGAAUAAAAUGAGUAUAUUAUCUAUGAGAAAAUUGUUUCAUAAUAAAUUUAAAUAAUUUAGUACAUAAUAAAAUGAAAAAUAAGCUCAUCACAAGUUAUAGUUUAAAUGGAUCAAAAUCAAAAACAGUAAACGGCACAUUUUUAAAAAAAA